Messenger RNA from Epinephelus lanceolatus (giant grouper), 1698 nucleotides. Its product is annotated as protein naked cuticle homolog 2. Gene Ontology annotation, biological process: negative regulation of Wnt signaling pathway. NCBI's taxonomy places the organism in Eukaryota, Metazoa, Chordata, Actinopteri, Perciformes, Serranidae. The record is from RefSeq and is a predicted model, not a curated record. Gene Ontology annotation, cellular component: cytoplasm.
UACACUGCCGGUGCUCUUCUCUUAUAAAUGUCAUAUCUAUCUUCACCCUCAUGGACUGGAAAUUAUAAACUUUUCUUGACCAGCUGAACAGGCAGGAGUAUGGGCAAAUUCCAGUCCAAACUUGCUUCGAGACGUAGACAGAGUCCUGAAGGUGGUAGUUUGGCUUCCAAUGUGCUGACCUGUCAGAGAGAGCUGGAGAGCAUCCACAAAACCAAACUGACAGAGAACUUGUACGUAGAAUUGAGGGCGAACAAGUCUAACCGUAACUGCAACCUCCAUGUGCCUCUUCCACAAAAGAAGACACCUGAUGGAGGUAACAGCGUCCACUUCCAGGUCCAUAAACAGACAAAGACGAACAGCCGUGCUGGUGUCACAGAGUGUAACGCGCCGCCUGACGAGGACAUGCAGCAGGAGUGGGUCUUCACACUGUACAACUUUGACAACAGUGGCAAAGUCACCAAAGACGACAUGUCCAGUCUGAUACACUCCAUGUAUGAGGUCCUUGAGGGGUCAAUAAAGCAGCCGUACAGUGACACCACACCCCUGAAGAUAAAACUAGUUGUAACUCUAUCAGCUGACCCAGAGAAGCUCUCAGAAAUAGCAGCAGAGAAGGAGCAGAGUGUGUCUCAGGAGGGAGGAACCUCAGUAAGACGACUUUAUUGCGUGGAUGAAAACAUAGAGCGCAGAAACCACUACCUGGAUCUAGCUGGCAUUGAAAACUAUACCUCCAAGUUUGACAAUACAGAAUCUCCCUCUCAGGAGCCCAGUCAGGGUGGUCACUCUGCUCUUAAGCACCACCCUGUGGUGAUCAGAGAGAACUGCAUCUCCCCUGACUCUCCCAGAGGCCUCUCGAUCCCCCAUUCCCUGAAAAGCAAGGCCAUGUCAGUGGGGAGAGACAGGAAUGGAGUAGAGGGAAAGUCCUGCAGGUUACAUGGUCACCAUCCUGCUUCAUGGUGCCAUCCUUCGCAGUCUCAGCCUGCUGCACACGGCGUCCCCCUGCAACGUGCUCACAGCAAGAGGCUCCGCUCCAGGGUGCAAGCUACUGCCUCGCCACUGAGACCCACACCAGGGGGAGAUAGGGACAUAUAUUCCAACCUUCAGCCAUCCUGUAGGGCCCUGGCCUCUCCAGCCCGGAGACAUGAGCACCAUCACCACCACGAGCACCAUCAUCAUCAUCACCAUCACUACCACCCUUCGUAAAAGCAUUUUAAGCACAUAUAAGACAGGUGAGAAGAGCUGGUAUAGACUAUUGACCUGAAAUGGGGUAGUUUUGGUGGUCAAACUCAGCAGGCCUUUGAAUCACCUCAUGAUAUCGGGAACGAAACCCUAAAAGAUCACCUACACUAAAUCCAGUAAGGCCAGUUACAAGUUUACUGAAUGCUGCUUUUAUAGACAUGUACAAUGACAGGUUCCUCUCAGGUAAAUUGCCACUUAGCUUUUAAAUUAUUUAAAUGCACAUUUUGUAGAAAUACAUGUAGUUUGAACAUAGUAAAAUGGUGUAGAAAUUAAUAUACAGUAUGUUUUUAAUUCUGACAGGCCUGGCCAAAUAUGUGUAUCAUUAAACACACAUUUAGAGAUUCAGUGUGUACGAUUUAGGGGCAUUUAGUGGCAUCUAGUGGUGAGGAUUGCAAAUUGCAGCCGGCUGAAACAUCUCCCGCUUAGAAUUCCUUCAGUGGUCGUUGUUCAGGAGGUUUUUGU